AUGCCAGAUUCCUGUGGAUUCUGUUUUACAGUGUGGAAAUAUUUCACCUGGGUUCAUAAUUCCUCUUCAUAGUCCAAAUGGAUUCCUAUCAUUUCCACUUUGAGAGGAUGAGUAACCUUGACCUUUACUCUCUGAGUCUUCCUGUUAGUCGACUCUCCCAGACCAAGUCCAGCAGUAGUAUUGAUCAGUAUACCCAUCACCACAGCAAAGGGGACUCCGCCUAUAGCUCAUUCUCUGGUGGUUCAACAGUCCCUGAAUACCCUUCUCCUUUUCUACUGGAUGAGCCCCAGACACAAAACUUGCACUACGCCGAUCUGAAAUAUGUGAAAGGUAAAUACAGCCCAACCUUUCUUGAUUCAGAUUCCAAAAGCAUGGACCACUUUUACCGUUCCAUGGAAACCAUUGCACAAGAACAUCACUGUAGCAGUGGUGGCUUCUCUGACAUUGAAGAUCCACCAGUUCAUACACAUCCAUUUCCACCACCACCACCUCCUGCUCGUCUGAACAGUUUAGUGACAACCAGGAACCUUGCAAACUCAUGGGCACGUCAGAGUCCAGAAGGACAGCUUGCUGACCUUUCUACUUCGCAGAAGAUGAGUAAUUCAGAGGUCUGUGGUGUCCAGGCUGAGCCUGUUUAUGGUUGCACAUCUUCACAGCUUAAAGAUCACCUCAAGCAAGACCCAGAGGACAAGAUGCUUAAUCCACCAAAGCCUAAAGGAAUUGUAAAUAGAUCACCCCUGCAACCCGGUCGACCAGAGUCCUUUCAGCAGUCUUGGAGCAGUCAAUUGGAAACCCAAAGGAAGAGAUCGCAUUCAGCUUAUAGUGGACCCGUUUCUGAGCACCAGUGCUUUGUCAGUUCCUGCCAUAUGCCACAGAACAUGAUCGAUGGGAGUAUUCAGCACAAAGGGCAGUUUUAUUUUGUUACUGGAGUCUUCAAGUCGUCUGAGCCCUGUGCUGUGGGAGGUGUGGAAACCCCUAGUGAGUGGUCUUAUGAAACCCAGCGUAGAAGGCAAAGUUGUCCUGAUGGUCCAAGUGGUAAACUGUUUUACCAUGAGAAACACAAAUUCAGUAUUCAGAAGGAAGUUGUGGAGCAUCCUAAUGACAAGGCACUUCAUUCAUCUUUCAAGUCCGAGCAGACCUCUGAAGGAGUAGAGGACCAAAGGGACAUGAGUAAAGAAACUGGCAGGAAUCACUCCACCAGCCACCCUAUCUUCUAUUGUGGUCCAGAGGACAAUUCAGUUGGUUUACUAAUGACCCCUGCUCUAAUUAAGGAAGACCAUACCAGUCAUCCCAAGAAAGAGGAUCCGAUGACCAGAGUUUCGAGGUGGCCCCAACUGGAUAUUCCAAGAGACAAGAUCAGCAAGGAGACUACCCCACUUUUAUAUCACCUCACAGGAGCGAACAGGGCAUCAUAUACAGACAAGUUCAAAAACAAUAAUAACUGUGGUAUAGAGGUCAAGAAUCCAGAAUGUGCCAAAGAGAAAGCUGGAAAUAAUGAGCAAACCCCUCCCAGCAGUGAAUAUCGGCAGAAUGAAAUGUCUAAGGAUAAACAACCGAAGGAUUUCUUCUACCCAUGCGGCACAUUAGAUGACUCCUACAAGAAGUAUUAUAAGGAGAAAUUGAAAGAUGCCCAAUCUAAGGUUUUGAGGGAGACUUCGUUUAAAAGAAGAGAUUUGCAGCUUUCUUGGCCCCACAGGAUCAAGCAGCAGACAGACAAAAAACAUUUUGCCGAACCUUCCAGUCCUCCAUUUCAAGACAAGCUGCCCAACUUGGAGACACUUCCAAUGCCACAACUACACAAUCCUCAAGAAAAACACAAAGAGCACAGGGAGGACCUUGGUCAAGAGAUUGAGAAGGCCAUUGGAAAAGAACCAGAGAAGCAACAGAAUAUUGCUCAACCACAGGUGCCUCGUGUAGGGAGUAGGAAGCGUUUGACAGCCGAUCAGAAGAAACUCUCUCAAUCUGAGCCUGAGAAACUACACCAGCUGGCAGAUGGACCGGCUCAUAUGACCUCUCACUUUCUUGGCAACAAAGCAGAAGGUCUUCUCUCGGAGGGUGAUCAUGGUCUAGUGGCUGCUAGACGGAAGAUGUUCGAAACACGGGGACGUGCUCUGUCUGUCUCCAACUUUUCAAAAUCACCUCUGAAGCACCUCCAGCAUAAAGCCUUAGUAGCAUACAUGGAACGCAAAACUGGUCAAAAGAUAGCUGAGCCCCAGCACCCAAUUCCACAAGCACCCAGCAACAGGGAUUCAACCACGGAGAGCUCCAGACAUAAUUCUGGCAUGUCCGACUCCAAGAAGCUCCACAGGCCUCUCUCUGCAGGUCAGAUUCUUGACUCCGUGUCAAGCUCUGUUAAAUACACGCAGGUCAUCACUGCUAAGCACUCAAGGCAGUCUAGCUGGAGAGAGGAGUCCUCUGCAGCAGGGAAGUCAGCCUCUGUGGAGAAUCUCCUGGACCAGCCUGAACAACCCAAGUCCAGUCGGACCCGUAGCACCUCGACUCCCCACGCUUUCCAGGUACGGAAACAUCCUGAUGAGUUCUCAGCCAAUCAUAAUAAGGCUAUUUUAAGAGUUCAGAGAAAAGUAGAGGAAGAGACCGUAGUCCAUCACAGUCACACAGCAUCUGUCCCUGAAGAGCGGCGUGUACAAGUCAGAGCUUCAAGAGGGAAAUCUAUGGAAGAGCUUGGUGUAUCCAAGGUCAUGAGACCUGAAGUUCUCAGUAAAAGUUCAGAGCAGCUUGACCAACUUCAGGGCAUGCAGGUCAAUCCCAGUGCAGAGAAGAAAAUGGUGUCAUUUCUUGGUGAAGGAAGGCGCACACAUAGGAGGAUCCCCAGCUCUGGAGAACACACAACCAGCUCUCAUCCAGGCCCUGAGAAGCUACUCUUAACCCAUUUUGUAAAGCAUGCAUCCUCCCAUGAUGAUGAAAUCCAUGCAGUUUCACACAAUGGAUGUAAAAAUAAAGAAGACACUGUUCUGUCUGUACCCAGUCUCUCCAGGCCAGAAGUCAGCAAGGAGCAGGACGUAUGUCCACGAGAUAAGAGUGAGACAUCUCUCUCCUGUCAAGAGGUUUCUCUCGGUCACGGAGUCACGACAGAUCCCAGUCUAUGGAUCACAUCUUCUGAGAUAAAUGAGGCCGAGGUAAACUAUUGGCCGUCGACUGAAACGGCAACUUCUGCUGAACCCCAGAAUGCACCGCGUAGCCCAUCUGAUGAGAAUGAAACCACAUCUUUCACAACACUUCCUAGCAUUCAGGAAACAGAGUCCAGCUUGGUACCUGCACUUAAUGAGGAACAACAUGGGAACGUGAGGAAAGAAGACAGCCCUGUUGUGAUGGAAAGCGAGGUGUUGGAAGUGAACGGUCCGGUGGACAAACUGGAGUGGGAGGUGUUGGUUCGGGACGUGGUCUCAGCUGACCAAUCGUUAGCUGCCAUUCUUUACCCCAUAACCAAUAGGAAGACGGCACUCAUGCUGAUGGAGCAGCUGUUUUCUGAGGACACUCUUCUCAUGGAGGAGCACUACAAGAACAAACAGGAGCAGAAGUUUACUAACCCAGAAAAUUCUGCUCACAGUGCUGAGAUGUCACUGAAACAUCCAUCAUCUAUGAACAAUGAGUCUGUUCUCUCAAACCAGAAAGAUAACCUGCUCAACACGGAUGUCAUCGACAAAAAGAGACGGCUGAUGGCACACAUAGAGGAGCACUUGAAGUGUCUGGAGGAAGUGCGCUCCAGCGUCCAGAGCGAGGAGAAGGUGAACGGGGAGCGGGGCGAUGCUGUGGAGGCUCUGGUACGAGACAGCUGUGUGUCAGCCGAGCUGGAGCGCUACACACAGUUUAUAGAGGACCUGGAGCGUGUGGUCAGUCUGCUGCUGUGUCUGUCGGCCCGUCUGGCCCGUGUGCAGAACGCCCUCAGCACUGCAGACGACAGCAUGGACACGGAGGAGAGACAAUCUCUGGACAGCCGCUACAGUCUCCUGUGCAAGCAGAGGGAGGACGCCAAAGACUUAAAGGACAACCUGGACCGACGGGAGCGCGUGGUCUCCACCUUCCUCUCCAAACAGCUGACGGACACACAGCUGCAGGAGUACCGGCGCUUCAUUCAGACCAAGGCUUCUCUACUCAUCCGCCAGAAAGACCUGGAAGAGAAACAGCGUUUAGGAGAGGAGCAGCUCGAGGCUUUACUCAGCAGUUUACCUCCUUGAAGCUGCUCCAGAAACUAGUGCACACGGCUCUCUAAUGUCUGGAGGUGUCUCUUACAGCUGUUUGUUUUACAGAGACUGUAAUUACUCGGAGAUGCUGUUUCGUUUGACAUUUGUGCUGUAGUAAACUUACUUCCGCAAGCUUUAUUUAAGAGCCCAGGAAUGGUUUACUGAGAGCUUCAAGUAGAUGAAUGAGAAAUGCACUCUUUCAAAUAUACAUCACAGAGCACUGUCAAAUCAAGACCAAAAAAAAAGGACGAAAGAAGCACUUUUGAUAAUUAUCUGCACAUGAUGAACCUGGAUGUUGUAAUCGAUCUCAAGUGUUCAUUCCUAUUGAUUUCAGGGCUUCAUUCGUUCACUGGUCAACAUAAUGUAACUUUUCCUUCUUGCCCUUUUGUCCUGUAAUUUCAUUUAUCACUAUUUAAUGUUCAGUUUUUAAGAUUCUCUUUUAAAGAUGUAUUUGGUGAAACUGACAUCAAUGCAAGUAUUGAGGAAAGUUACUUUUAAAAGUAAUGCUGCAUUACAAUAUUGCAUUACUCCCACAGACAGUAUGUGUUGUGCACUUUACACUCAUCCAGUGUCUUAAAAUAUCAUUAGAUCACCCAGACCAGCUUUAAAUCGCCCUGGAGACGUCUAAUUGAGUGUUUCCUCAUCUGCAAUAUAUCUACAGGACGUGUCCUAUCAGAUGUCAAAUAGACAUUAAGAAGAUGUCUGUAAGACGCUUAUGAUUUAGAAUGACGUCUGUCAGAUGUUUGUACACAGAAGAUGCUUUCCAGACGAAGCGAUCUUUAACAGACAUCUUGCAGGAAUACAUAAACACUUGUCUUUGUAGUUGGCUAAACAAAUUGAAGUUUGUUUUGGUUUUCGGUCCCUGGUAAGUCAUGCGCAUGAAGUUCAUGGCCUGGAAAAAAGAAAUCCCUAGUCAUAUGAAAGAGCUAGUUUUCCACAGAAACAGCAUCCAGACACCACAACUAUUAUCAGACCACCAUCAUCUGUUUCAUCUGACACCGAGCGGUCAGAUUGAGACUGUGUGUAAAUGAAUGUUAGUUCAUCAGUGGGCUGUUUUGUCUUGCUGCCAUCUUGUGGUUUUCUGAGUAUUGUGUUUGUUUUUUAUUGUUUAUUAUCUUGUCAGUUCUCAUCUUAUUGUUGUGGAAAUGCAUAAAUCCCAUAACCUUUGUUUUAUUGUGAAUAAAGUAUGUAAAUGACAUUG
Messenger RNA from Carassius auratus (goldfish), 5403 nucleotides. Its product is annotated as protein Shroom1-like. Gene Ontology annotation, biological process: actin filament organization. The record is from RefSeq and is a predicted model, not a curated record. The transcript has 7 exons. NCBI's taxonomy places the organism in Eukaryota, Metazoa, Chordata, Actinopteri, Cypriniformes, Cyprinidae. The coding region runs from base 78 to 4196 and encodes 1372 amino acids. Gene Ontology annotation, cellular component: adherens junction; apical plasma membrane; apical junction complex. Gene Ontology annotation, molecular function: actin filament binding.